Molecule: messenger RNA, 267 nt
Organism: Marchantia polymorpha subsp. ruderalis
Lineage: Eukaryota; Viridiplantae; Streptophyta; Marchantiopsida; Marchantiales; Marchantiaceae
Source: the annotation of a GenBank genome assembly
AUGGGUCUCGCAAAGAUGGAAAUCGAACGCUUCAAUGGCAAAGGAGAUUUUGCUUUGUGGCGUCAGAGAAUGAAGGCAAUUCUUGUUCAGAUGAAAAUCUCCAAGACGAUCGAUCCUGAAGCCAAACACGCUGAAUCGAUCACGGCUGAAGACAAGGCAGAGAUGAACGAGCUUGCAUACAGCACGAUCGUUCUGUAUCUUGGAGACAAAGUUUUGCGAGAAGUCGCCAAUGAGAAGACUGCCAUUGGCGUUUGGGCGAAGCUUUAG